Fimicolochytrium jonesii is the source of this 3252-nucleotide messenger RNA. RefSeq lists its product as uncharacterized. Lineage: Eukaryota; Fungi; Chytridiomycota; Chytridiomycetes; Spizellomycetales; Powellomycetaceae. The transcript has 12 exons. The record is from RefSeq and is a predicted model, not a curated record. The coding region runs from base 122 to 2953 and encodes 943 amino acids.
GAUAGAUAUCUGCGUCUGUUUCCUUCGGAGAUAUUUGACCACAAGUAGACUGUCUUGUAACUCUUCUCGUCGUGGGAUGCGCAAAAGAGUUUCGCCGUAAUAGUGGAAAAGGAGAAGCAAAAUGGACAGCAUCGAAGAUGGCAGAUCGUCCUCAAAGAGGGGGCAGACGAGACUGAUUCGUGAGCAUCCCUUUGUGGCUGCAAUAUUCGGGCUGCUCCAUGCCAUGACCCACGGAAAUGAGAUCCCCGUUACUAUGGGAUGCGCCUUGUCUGUUCUGGAGGACCUGCAGCUGUUCUCUUUUGCCUUGCGCCCAAAUAUGGGAUACGGCAAAAUGCCCUCAUGGUUUCCGCUGAUAUUCAAUCCGAUGUCUGCAAAGCCCGACGACGACAUCCGUUUUGCUGCCUUGUUCUACAUUGCCUUCGUGGUUACAAUCUUCACCGCUGGCUUGACCUUGGUGGUCGGCUUCUCUAUGAAAGGUUCCCAGAUAAGAGUUGUUUGGCCUUUGCAGAUUUUGCGUAUCAUGACGACACUAUUAGCAACGGUUCUUUUCAUUCCGCUCCUGGAGAUUUUCUUGCAUGGUCUGGCUUGUAUGGACACAUCCAACCAUACAGUGUUGCUUGUCUCUUCACCAUCAAGCUGCUUCACAUCAAAGUAUCUCCCGGAGUUCAUCCUUUCGAUUAUCAGUCUCCUAUACUUGUCUGUACAGGGCGUCGUGAUAAGUCUAAUAUUCUUCAGGAUCGAUCCGAUGGGAAAGGACCCUCAUGCGAAAACCACUGGGCGCAUCGAUGCUUUAUAUAGCUGCUUGCGAAUGCUUCUGUCCGUCUGUGCUACAAUUGCAGCCGACGACCCCGCCGCUGUGCUUACCGCCAUCAUUAUUUCCUCAACGAUUAUGCUCUACUUGACAUGUCGCUACCAACCCUACUUCAAGGGGGUGAUCAAUGAUGCGCGCGCGGGAAUGUGCUUUGGGAGUUUGAUUUGCGGGAUUACUUCAGCUAUCGUGCAUAACCAUCCGGAAUGGACUGAUAGCGCUGCACCGUUCGGGUUUGUGUGCUCUCUCGUUCUUCCUGGGAUUGCCAUUGGGUUUGCAUUGUCCCGCAAGUCAAGAGAACGGACCGCUGCCCGAGUCUAUGCCCAACUAAAAGCCGCCAUGAAGUCGGAAGGCCCUCGAGGCAGAGAUGGAACCCUUUCUCGAAAGACAAACCUUAAGAGGAAAGGGUCUCUGCUCCAGACGAACACAGUUGUGGGAAGCAACGAUGUGGAUUUAGAGUCUAGUCAGAUGGAGCCCAUCGAUAACAUUGUAAAGAAGCACGAGCCGAAGGCGAUCAAGCUUUUUGCGAGUUCAUACGACGUGGAGCUCUCUCUCAGAUUUUUGCAACAUAACGCCGAUACGAGCGCCAAGAAACUCGCCACAAUAUUACUCCGCAGAGGGGCUGAACAGUUUCCGGGUUCUCCAAAUGUUCAUUUGAUGCAGGCCCAUUACAUUUCCUACUUUGAGUUGGGGCCGUCAAGCGAAAUCUGGGACUGCCUUGUUGCUGCUAAGGCUGCCAAACCGCACGUGGACACUCGCUUUUGCAUCUUCAUGGAAGAAAUGUCUCUUGAGCAGGAGCGGCGGAAAGAAGACUUGGUAGCCUCUUCCAUGGGGGUCGCACGAUACGCAGAAGUGAAUGCCCUGGAAGAGGAAGCAGAGCGGUAUCAUGUGGAGACCUUGAUCGCCAUCAAGAAACUGUGGCAAUUCUUGCGGAACGAAAAAGACAAAUUCGCUUGUCUGCCCUAUUUGCUGGAACACAUGCAGGAAAAGCGAUUGAAGGCGCUCUCCCGUUAUGAGAACCUGGUGGCCAAGUUCCCGAACUCCAAGAAGAUACUCCAGAGCUACGCGAGCUUCCUUCUGAGGGCAACGGAUGAUCCGGAAAAGUGCAAGAAGCUUCUUGCGCAAUUGCAAGAAUUAGAAAAGGAAGAGGCUAGAUCCGCAGCGGCGGCAGCGGCGAAUGCCGGCCUCGCCCGAAAUACUCCAACAAAAACGUACUCCAGCAUGCCCAGCAUGCCCACCGUCCCCAGCAUGGUCAUGGAGUCCAACUCGGCAGUCCAGUUCAACAUAGCGAACGACGACGAUGAAAUUCAAGUUGGCGAAGACGCCGCUGGUGCAAGUCGGCGGUUCAAGUUCUCGGAACCCUCCAGAGAUUCCACGAAGUCGCGCCCAGGAGGCAAAUCAGUAACCACGAUGCCGCACCCGGAAGUUUCACUCGGAGAGAGUAGCAAAAAAGCCCCACCAGCUCCGCGAAGCGUGACAGGACUGUCCUCGGGCGGCAGUCAGAGGGAACGCAACCAGCGCUACCUCAAGGACGCCAUCGCGAAAGGGUUGAAAAAUCCCAUAGACACCUUCAACAUCACUGCUUCAGCUCUCAUUUGUUUGAUUUUUAUACUUAUCGUCGGGGGUUUCGGGUUCUGUCUGUCUGUGUACAGCCAAAUCCUCUCGGCUUUGCCCCUGGCUUACGACCGAGCCAGACCUCGGAUCUUUUCGUCGCGAUUUACAAUGUACGCUCGUCAAAUUAGAAACCUUGGAAGAGGCGUUGCUCCUGUUGGCAAUCCCGCCACGGAGUUCAACACCACCAUGAAUCUGAUAACCAGCAUGCUCGGACGCACUUGGGAGCCAGUGUGUAUGGCGCUGCUGGAAGCAGAACGACUAGGCGAUCCUCUGGAUAUUGUCAUUCGCGAUCGCAAUGCUGGAGGAGAUCACAUGGAGGCAUACAGUACUUUCACCUUGGGUCGGUCAAUCACCAACCAUGUCAACGACAUUACGGCCCUUGAUAUUACCAACUCCCAGUACUCGUUAGCUCCAUUGUGGUUCAUCGACAACAUGAACACCAUGGCUACCGCUUAUACUCAAGUGGCGUCGGAUGCUACCGCCACGUUCAUGACCAGUAUCACUGGAAGCAUCAACGGCAUGAGUAAGUGAUCGGAGCACUACUUUUUGGAGAAGAGAGUCUCUUCGUAAUAACGACUGCUUUGAAUGAUAGUUGCGAUCCUGGUCGUUUUGGGGGUUGCCAGCGUCGUGUGUGCGGUGUUUCACUUCUGGCCAAUGAUAAAGCGAGUGCAUGAAAAGCAAUUAGCUGUGCUCAAUCUCUUUGUCGGUAUCUCCCGAGAGCACGUCACGCAGAUGAUGGAGGCCUACGACGCUGAGAUUGAGAUGAUCAUGGAGAAAAUGGAGAAUUCAGAGGCGUUUGCAGAAAUUGCAGCUUCCAAUGAGGCGGGGUU